GUUGUCACCGGAAGUCAAGGACAUCGCGACCUCUGACGAAUAAGUUAGGAAACAUCUUUCACGCUGGUUGAAGAACAUCACCUUUUAAGAUGCUUGCCUCGUCUAUCAUAAAGUAUUUGCCCAUUUUAAGAUCUGGAACUGGAGGGCAUGUCUAUCGAUGUUUCGCAGUGUCUCAAAGUAGAAACUACUCCUCCACACCCGACAAUGACCUGGUAGUAAUAGGCUCUGGACCUGGUGGAUAUGUGGCUGCUAUCAAGGCUGCACAGCUUGGAAUGAAAACAGUAUGUGUGGAGAAAAAUGAAACCCUUGGGGGCACCUGUCUCAAUGUGGGAUGUAUUCCAUCCAAGGCUUUGCUCAACAACUCACAUUUCUAUCAUAUGGCCAAAGGAAAGGAUCUCAAUGAUAGGGGAAUUGUUUUCGACAAUGUGACAUUAGAUUUAGAAAAGAUGAUGGGCCAGAAAGUCAAGGCAGUGUCCGCUCUGACGGGAGGAAUUGCUCAUCUCUUCAAACAAAACAAAGUAACACAUGCUAAAGGAUUUGGUAGGAUAUCGGGUCCCAACGAGGUCACAGUAGUGAAGGAUGAUGGUACAGAAGAAAAGAUCUCCACAAAGAAUAUAUUGAUAGCUACAGGAUCCGAAGUAACACCUUUUCCUGGUAUUGACAUUGAUGAAGAAACUGUUGUUUCAUCCACCGGAGCGUUAUCCUUGAAUAAGGUCCCUGAGAAGAUGGUGGUGAUUGGAGCUGGGGUCAUUGGUGUAGAACUAGGCUCUGUGUGGCAGAGACUUGGAGCACAGGUUACCUGCAUUGAAUUUCUUGGCCACGUCGGAGGAAUGGGUAUAGACAUGGAAAUAUCAAAGAACUUUCAGCGUAUUCUACAAAAACAAGGUUUGAAAUUCAAACUGGGCACAAAAGUGACAGCAGCUACCAAAGAAAGCGACAACAUUAAAGUGGCUAUAGAAAAUGUAAAAUCGGGAAAAACAGAAGAGGUAGAUUGUGAUACGUUACUUGUGUGUAUUGGACGACGUCCUUACACAAAUAACCUCGGUUUGGAUACCGUCGGACUCCAACUGGACAACCGUGGACGAGUGCAGGUUAACACUAGAUUUCAGACAGAUGUUCCAAGUAUAUUUGCCAUUGGAGAUUGUAUUCAUGGUCCAAUGUUGGCUCAUAAGGCUGAAGAUGAAGGUAUAAUCUGCGUGGAAGGUAUCAAUGGAGGAGCAGUACACAUCGACUACAACUGUGUUCCGUCAGUCAUCUACACUCACCCUGAGGUCGCCUGGGUCGGCAAGACUGAGGAACAGUUAAAGGAGGAGGGAGUAAACUACAAGGUAGGGAAGUUCCCUCUGGCAGCUAACAGCAGAGCAAAGACAAAUGCUGAUGCUGAGGGUCUUGUGAAAGUUGUUGCAGACAAAGAGACAGACAGACUGCUGGGAGUUCACUUUAUAGGAUCUGUUGCUGGAGAAUUAAUCAACGAGGCUGUAUUAGCUAUGGAAUAUGGAGCUUCGUGUGAGGAUAUUGCACGUGUUUGCCAUGCCCAUCCGACGGUAGCAGAAGCCUUAAGAGAGGCUAACUUAGCAGCAUACGCAGGAAAGGCCAUCAACUUCUGAUGAGUGAGAACAUUUAAUAAAACCAGUGAAUUGUGAAUGAAUUUGCCAUCCCAAAAACAUUGUGGCCUGUGAAGAAAUGACAGCUGAUUAAAGAUGCAUGUGGAACUAUUGUAACAACUCUUCAGUGUGUGAGGAGUUAGCUAGACCAGUUACAUAAAUACAGCCUUUAUAAUAAACCCACUUAUUUUAUAGAGAUGAAUGUUAAGUCCUGAAUCUUUACAAUUUCAUUUUGAUUGUGAUAAAAUCUUACUCUGUGAAAUAUUGAAGAUGUUAUGCAAAUAUUGAAGCAUAUUGAGUGUUUCCAUACUGGUAAUUUAUUUCUCUGCCAAAUCUAAAAUAAGUUUCAGUGAUUAUAGUCCUAAAGUAUUGCUGGGUAUAGGGGCGAUUUAAGACUUCUCCAAGAUCUGAUAAACUUACCGGGUACUAGUGCUAUUUGUAGAGAUGCGAGUGAGUGAUCUUUCCUUAAGUUAUAUAUAUAUAUCCUGUACAAAGUCGAUAUUGUACAGGUUAAUGUUUAUGUGUAAUAUGUACAGAGAAAAAGAUUAAAUAAUAUUGAUUUUAA
Messenger RNA from Pecten maximus, 2169 nucleotides. RefSeq names its product dihydrolipoyl dehydrogenase, mitochondrial-like. Gene Ontology annotation, molecular function: flavin adenine dinucleotide binding; dihydrolipoyl dehydrogenase (NADH) activity. Bases 90 to 1607 code for a protein of 505 amino acids. Gene Ontology annotation, cellular component: oxoglutarate dehydrogenase complex; mitochondrion. The record is from RefSeq and is a predicted model, not a curated record. NCBI's taxonomy places the organism in Eukaryota, Metazoa, Mollusca, Bivalvia, Pectinida, Pectinidae. The transcript has 15 exons.